Helicoverpa zea (corn earworm) is the source of this 1707-nucleotide messenger RNA. RefSeq lists its product as uncharacterized. Gene Ontology annotation, cellular component: nucleus. Gene Ontology annotation, molecular function: catalytic activity. The transcript is spliced from 2 exons. NCBI's taxonomy places the organism in Eukaryota, Metazoa, Arthropoda, Insecta, Lepidoptera, Noctuidae. The record is from RefSeq and is a predicted model, not a curated record. The coding region runs from base 1 to 1707 and encodes 568 amino acids. Gene Ontology annotation, biological process: chromatin remodeling.
AUGACUGGAAGAGCCAGAGAGUUAGCGGAUGUGUUAAAGAGAAGACGAAUAAAUGUGGCAUGUUUGCAAGAAACAAAAUGGAAAGGUACGAAAGCUAGAGAAAUUGGUGAAGGAUACAAGUUUUAUUAUUGUGGAAGUGAUGGGAAAAGGAAUGGUGUAGGAGUGGUUUUAGAUAAGAAUCUGAAAGAGUGUGUGAUGGAGGUAAAAAGAGUGAAUGAUAGAAUAAUAGUCGUGAAAUUUGUGUUAGAGGAUUUAAUAGUAAACGUAAUUAGCGUGUAUGCACCGCAAGUAGGAUGUGAUGAACGAAUGAAAGAAAAAUUUUGGGAGGACUGGGAUGCAGUUAUGAUGAAUGUGCCAGUAAAUGAACAAGUAUUUGUCGGGGGAGACUUUAAUGGCCAUGUUGGCAGAUUGAGAGGGAAGUAUGAAAGAGUGCAUGGAGGGUGGGGGUUUGGUUGCCAGAACGACGAGGGUGAAGCCCUGUUGCAAUCGGCUACUGCGUUUGAUCUGGCAGUGGUCAACACGUGGUUCCAGAAGAACACAGAACACAUGGUCACCUAUAAAAGCGGUCCACAUGCCACACAAAUUGAUUACUUUUUGGUUAGACGCAGUAAUUUGAAGAACAUAAAAGAUUGUAAGGUUAUACCAGGUGAAAGUGUAGUCUCGCAACACAGACCCCUUGUUAUGGAAGUAGUGUUCACAAUAAAGUCAAUAAAGGGCAAAGAGAAGUUACCUCCAAACAUAAAAUGGCACAGGUUGGAAAAGGCCGAUUUGGCGGAAGAAUUUAGAAAUGCGGUUGUAGAUAAGAUGAUUGAAAUGGGAGAUAUGAAUGAAAGGAGUGUGAAUGAGUGUUGGAGUGAAAUGGCAAUGACUAUAAGAAUGACAGCAAGAAGAAUUUUAGGAGAAUCGAAAGGAAAAGGUGUGAUAAAGAAAGAAACAUGGUGGUGGUCUACAGAAGUUCAAGAGGUGUUGAGAGAAAAGAAAGUGAAGUUCAAGGAAUGGCAGAGGACACACGAGAAUAAUGAAUGUGAAAAGGCAGAAAAGAAAAAUGAAUAUGAUGCAUGGAAGAAAAAAGCUAAAAAGACCGUGGCUGUUGCAAGAGCAAAAGCACACGAGAAACUAUAUGAUGCUCUAGAUAGCCCGGCAGGCCAAAAAGACCUGUACCGGUUAGCUAAAUCUAGAGAGAGAAUGACGAGGGAUGUAAGCAAAAUUAAGUGUGUAAGGGAUGGAAUAGGAACGGUCCUCUCGGAUGACGUGAGAAUAAAAGGAAGGUGGAAGGAAUACUUUGAAAGACUGAUGAAUGAAGAAAAUGAGUGGAGUGGUGUGCUCCACAAUAAACCAGUAAAUGAGGGCCUAGUCAGAAACAUUUGUGUGGAUGAGGUAAGAAAAGCACUAAAUGGAAUGAAGAAUGGCAAAGCAUUAGGACCGGAUGAAAUACCAGUGGAAGUAUGGAAGCUAUUGCGGAUGAAUGGAUGGAAGUGGUUAGCUUUAUUCUUCAAUAAGUUGUUGCAAGAGGAAAGAAUACCGGACGAAUGGUGCAAUAGUUACCUGGUGCCCAUUUUUAAGAACAAGGGUGACGUGUUGGAUUGCAACAACUAUAGGGGAAUAAAGUUAAUGUCACAUAAGUGGACCAGAGGUCCAGAGCAGAUUGGAAGCAUGGCGGCUAAGACUGGAGACGGUAGGGUUAAAGGUCAGCAAGAGCAAAACUGA